AGAUGUGAUGGCGGAAGAGAUGGUUGUAGUAAAGGAUGUUGUUGAUGGAGCUGGUGAAAUGGAGAAAGAUAAAAGCGGAUCGGCAGCCUUGGCACCUGCAGGCCCAGUAAAUGCAGGUCGUCCACCUGUUCGACGAGUGGCUAACCAGAUCCCAGAUGAGAUCUCCCAGAAUCCUUUGCUGCUCGAAGCCAUUUCUGUGCUGCCUCAAAAUUAUAACUUUGAGAUUCCAAAAACCAUCUGGAGGAUCCAGCAAGCCUCAGCAAAAAGGGUUGCCUUACAGAUGCCAGAAGGCCUUCUGAUGUUCGCCUGUACAAUAGCUGAUAUCAUAGAGAGGUUCACAUCGUCUGAGACCGUGGUGAUGGGAGAUGUGACAUACGGAGCGUGUUGCGUGGAUGAUUACACUGCACGGGCGCUGGGAGCUGACUUUCUGGUGCAUUAUGGCCACAGCUGCCUCGUCCCCAUUGAUGCCACACACGGUGUUCGAAUGUUGUAUGUGUUCGUGGAUAUAAAGAUCGACACUUCGCACUUUGUGGACACCAUUCGUUUCAACUUCUCACCUAGAUCUUCUAUUGCUUUUGUCAGUACAGUUCAGUUUGUGUCCGCACUGCAGGCUGCAUAUCACGCUCUGAAAUCAGAGUAUCAAGUCACGGUGCCCCAGUGCAAACCACUGUCACCGGGAGAAAUCUUGGGCUGCACCUCACCACGGCUGGAAAAAUCGGUGGAUGCUGUUGUGUAUUUAGGGGACGGUCGGUUCCACCUUGAGUCGGUCAUGAUUGCCAACCCAGAUACUAAAGCAUUCAGGUACGAUCCAUAUAGCAAGGUUUUUUCCCGUGAAUAUUAUGAACACAACACCAUGCUGAAGAAUCGUAAAGAAGCCAUUGCUGCAGCGACGGGUGCCAAGUGCUGGGGACUUAUUCUUGGGACAUUAGGACGUCAAGGCUCUCCCAAAAUCAUGGAGCACCUGGAGUCACGUCUGCAGGCUCUCGGCUGUCGUUACGUGCGGCUCUUGCUGUCGGAAAUCUUCCCUAAUAAACUCAAGCUGUUCCCAGAGGUGGAAGCUUGGGUGCAGGUAGCCUGUCCACGGCUUUCCAUUGAUUGGGGAACCGCCUUCACCAAACCUCUGCUUACUCCAUAUGAGGCCUCUGUGGCUCUAAGGGAAGCAGAAUGGCAGAGCACAUACCCUAUGGAUUUUUAUGCCAAUCAGUCUCUGGGCCCAUGGACAGUGAACCACGCAUCGCACCGCCCUAUACGUGUCCCUACAAAGAAUCUUCAAACGAGAAAAGCCAAAUCUGAGUGUUUAACUGCAAAAGGAUGUCCGUGCAAGGGAGAGGGACUGGAUAAAUGACCAAAUUGUGAGCCAUAUUCCCCAUUGACUAACCACCAAGACCAGCUGAUGACCAUAGAUAGCGAGAUAAUGUGACACCUCUGCCAAGCAGGUGUGAAGGUAGAAAAUGAAACAAAACAGUGCCUCAUCGCAAUAGAACCGAGAACUUCACUCCAUUAACAGCUUCACAGCCCCAGAGACCAGCAGAGCUACCCCCUAUUAACCCUUAUAUAUCAACAUCAACACAUAGCAUCGCUCCAUUACCUUAUCCUGUAUUUUGCUCUCUGUAACUCCUGGACCAUAGAGGGAGGUCAGGUUAUGCCCGACUGCCCCCUCUCUUCCUAGAUCUGGGCUUCCUGAGCCAUGCAGAGAUGCUGCUAAUUAAAAGUUCUGCUUAAUGAGGGCUUGCCUGAGCUGUAUGCUUCCCCCCCUCCUGUCGUUGCCUGGGCAAUGCGAAGUCAGAGCCCAUGAAGCCCCCACUAUUGGCACCGACUGCUGCAACCCAUCGUGCAAGAACCAAUCACCUCCUGUGUGGAGACCCACAGCUAGCAGCUCUGUAAUAUCUCUGUGAUGGGAGCAUAGACUUUAAUGUUCUUUGGAUGAGUCCCAGCAAUCACAGUGCCUACAGCUCCCACCCAGGGAAGAGAUGAAGUGAAGGGGGUGUUACAAUGAUUGAAGAUAAGUGGGAAAAAAGAUAAACAACAAACAGCUGCAAUAUGAUGCCUGAAAUGGGUCACAGAUCUAGUCAUGUGAACUUAAUUACUUUCUGCAUUUCAAUAAUAAAUGCAAAACUUAUAUUUA
This is a messenger RNA of Pelobates fuscus (common spadefoot toad), 2125 nucleotides long. RefSeq names its product diphthamide biosynthesis 1 (gene DPH1). Gene Ontology annotation, biological process: protein histidyl modification to diphthamide. The coding region runs from base 8 to 1345 and encodes 445 amino acids. NCBI's taxonomy places the organism in Eukaryota, Metazoa, Chordata, Amphibia, Anura, Pelobatidae. The record is from RefSeq and is a predicted model, not a curated record. The transcript has 12 exons. Gene Ontology annotation, molecular function: 2-(3-amino-3-carboxypropyl)histidine synthase activity.